UGGGAGACCAGAUAUAGUGAAUGCAGGGUCCUGGGGAGACCACAUAUAGUGGAUGCAGGGUCUGGGGAGACCAGAUAUAGUGAAUGCAGGGUCCUGGAGAGACCAGAUAUAGUGGAUGCAGGGUCUGGGGAGACCAGAUAUAGUGAAUGCAGGGUCUGAGGAGACCAGAUAUAGGAAUGGGGGGGAGACCAGAUAUAGUGGAUGCAGGGUACGGGGAGACCAGAUAUAGUGGAUGCAGGGGUCCGGGGAGACCAGAUAUAGUGAAUGCAAGGUCCAGGGAGCGUGGAUAUAUUGAAUGCAGGGUACGGGGAGACCAGAUAUAAUGAAUGCCGGGGAGACCAGACCAGGAUAUAGUGGAUGCAGGGUCCUGGGACA
Staurois parvus is the source of this 375-nucleotide messenger RNA. The record is from the annotation of a GenBank genome assembly. Lineage: Eukaryota; Metazoa; Chordata; Amphibia; Anura; Ranidae.